AAUAUACCACAAAUCAAGCAUGUUUCUUGCAGACUAUUGCCACCACAACAGUCCGCGAUGCAUGCAUAGAUGGAGACUUAUAUACUGACGAAGAACUACUCAUGCAAGAUAUCAAUACCGAUCCAAACAACCAUACUCCCUACGUCCAUCGCUCAAAGAUCCUAGCCAUCACGACCCCCCAUAUUGCAUGUCUAAAUGGAGACUUAUCUACCGCCGAAGGACUACUCACUCAAGAUAUCAAUACCAGUCCGAACUAUCAUACUUCCUACGCCCAUCGGUCAUUCGUCAUGGCGCGAAAAUGCGACUGGGACCGCGCCCUUCUGGACGCAAUCAAGAAGACCUUUUCGGCCGUUGCCCAUACGAUAGCCAACUAGUAUAUCGAAAAUGGUGGUCUUC
Messenger RNA from Suillus plorans, 396 nucleotides. RefSeq lists its product as uncharacterized. The record is from RefSeq and is a predicted model, not a curated record. Lineage: Eukaryota; Fungi; Basidiomycota; Agaricomycetes; Boletales; Suillaceae. The transcript has 3 exons. Bases 102 to 374 code for a protein of 90 amino acids.